Frieseomelitta varia is the source of this 1982-nucleotide messenger RNA. It is a transcript of the gene Adck1, whose product is annotated as aarF domain-containing kinase 1-like. The record is from RefSeq and is a predicted model, not a curated record. NCBI's taxonomy places the organism in Eukaryota, Metazoa, Arthropoda, Insecta, Hymenoptera, Apidae. Gene Ontology annotation, cellular component: mitochondrial inner membrane. Gene Ontology annotation, molecular function: protein kinase activity; ATP binding. The transcript is spliced from 2 exons. Gene Ontology annotation, biological process: mitochondrion organization; lipid homeostasis; protein phosphorylation. Bases 378 to 1946 code for a protein of 522 amino acids.
AUUAUAACAAAACAACAAAAUUAACAAUUUAAAAAAUUUGUCGAAAUGUAACUUCAUCAAUAUAUACAUACGGAAAAACAUCGAUAUUUAAAGAGAAUGAUGAUCAAUACAAAUUGAUCAUUAUUCCACGUGAGCAAAGGUUAACAGUUUCAAAUCGAAAACAGGUUACCAUGUUGCAUUUUCAGAAAAAACAAAUAAUUAAACAAAUAUCAUACAAAAUUAAUCAUACUUUUGAAAAAAAAAUUAAAAAAUUGAGAUAUUUUUAAAUAUAAUUCUUCAAUAGACAAAUUCUGUUAUACCUUUUAUAUGUACAUACAUAGUUUAGGUUCAUCACAUUUAAAUAAAAAUUUACCCAGUUGAGUGAUUUUCAAUUGAUAAUGUUUAUAUCAAAAAAAUUGCUAAGAGGUGCUGCUCUUGGAAUAAUUGGAUUGGGUACACUAGCAUCUUUAAGAGCAAAUGAAUAUGAUUUGGGAUCUAUAGGUAUUGUACGACUAGGACGUGCUGCAAUUACUGUUUUUAUAAUUGGAAGGCAUUAUAAGAACAAAUUGUAUGACAGUAAUUUAACUCCAAAUACUCAAGAAUAUCUUGAUUUAAAAUCAGAAGUACAUAAAUAUGGAGCACAAAAACUAUUAGAACUUUGCUGUGCCAAUAAAGGUGUUUAUAUAAAAGUAGGUCAACAUAUUGGUGCACUAGAUUAUUUAUUGCCAUCAGAAUAUGUUAAUACAUUGAGGGUGUUACAUAGUUCAGCACCACAGUCAUCCUUUAAAGAUGUACUCACUGUUAUUAAAGAAGAUUUCAAGAAAGAUCCAUAUGAAAUAUUUGAAAGUAUUGAUACUGAACCUUUAGGCACUGCUAGUUUAGCACAAGUUCAUAAAGCUAUAUUAAAAAACGGUGAUGUUGUGGCUGUUAAAAUUCAACAUCGAUCAGUAAAAACAAACUCUUAUGUAGAUAUAAAAACUAUGUCAACCUUAGUAAAAUUAACAUCAUUAGUUUUUCCUGAUUUUAAAUUUGAUUGGCUUGUUGAUGAAACUAAGAAGAAUAUUCCUCGAGAAUUGGACUUUACUCAAGAGGGAAAAAAUGCAGAAAAAAUUCAAAAUAUAUUUUCACAUUAUCAUUGGUUAAAAAUACCAAAAAUACAUUGGGACAUUUCAUCAUCCCGAGUUCUAACAAUGGAAUUUCUGGAAGGAGGUCAAGUUAAUGAUUUAAAAUACAUUCAAAACAGUAAUUUAAAUCCAUAUGAAGUUAGCAGUAAAUUAGGCCGGCUUUAUAGCCAUAUGAUAUUUAUUGUGGGUUUUGUACACUCAGAUCCACAUCCUGGUAACGUUUUAGUUAGAAAAAAAAAUAAUGAGGCAGAAAUUAUACUUUUAGACCAUGGAUUAUAUGCAAAUCUUUCAAAUGAAUUUCGAUGGGAGUAUUCUAAACUUUGGUUGGCAAUACUUGAUGGCAAUAAAACUGCAAUGCAAACACAUUGUGCUAAUUUAGGUGUUGCAGAUAUGUAUGGUUUAUUAGCUUGUAUGGUAUCAGGACGAUCUUGGAAUACAAUCAUAACUGGUGUCCAGAAAACUAAAUAUAAUAUGCAAGAAAAAGAGGAAUUUCAAAAAGAAAUACCAAAUUUAUUGCCACAGAUAAGCACUGUAUUAGACAAAGUGAAUAGGCAAAUGUUAUUAAUUCUUAAAACAAAUGAUCUUAUGCGUUGUAUCGAAUAUUCUCUCAAAACAGAGUCAAGAAUGUCAGCAAUGUUGGAAAUGUCAAAAUGUUGUAUACAUUCUGUAUAUGGAGAGAAACUGAAAACCUGCACAAAUAUGUGGGAAAAGUGGAAAAUUUCUAUAUUUAAACAAUGGGCACUCUUUAAAUUAUCAUUAUAUUAUAUAUACUUAGGAGCAUUAAAUUUCAAUAUACAAAAUUCUGUUAAUUCAUUUAUGAAGAACGAGUUUUAUACAUUUUAGUAAUGAUUUUUUUCUAGAAAAAAUAUAUAAAUUUAU